AUGGCAAACUACCCAACCCGUCAAGAUGUCCCGCCAUGGGUGAAAGUCCCUGAAGAUCUGAAAGAUCCAGAGGUAUUCCAAGUCCAGACACUGCUGCUAAAAUAUCUGUUUGGCCCACAAGGAUCUCGACUCACUCACAUGGAGCAGGUGAGCAAGGUCAUGCUGGAGCUGAAGAGUCUGGAGUCUUCUGAACUCAGUGAGAUCUUAGUUUAUGGCUCUCAUGACCACAAGCUUCGGGCCAAGUGGAUGCUUCAGUCCAUGGCAGAGAGGUACCGCCUGCGCCAGGAAAGAGGAAUGCUGAAGCUGGAGGAAGCCAUGGAGACCUUGGAACUAAGCCAGGGUUUGGAGUGA
Messenger RNA from Phodopus roborovskii (desert hamster), 351 nucleotides. RefSeq names its product developmental pluripotency associated 5 (gene Dppa5). The record is from RefSeq and is a predicted model, not a curated record. Gene Ontology annotation, biological process: regulation of gene expression. Lineage: Eukaryota; Metazoa; Chordata; Mammalia; Rodentia; Cricetidae. Gene Ontology annotation, molecular function: mRNA binding. The transcript has 3 exons. Gene Ontology annotation, cellular component: cytoplasm. Bases 1 to 351 code for a protein of 116 amino acids.